GGUUAAAAGAGGAGGGAAGUCUCGCGAGGUUGGGGUGCCAGGGGAGGUCCGGAGGCGGCAAAGGAGGUGUUUCCCGGCCCGGAAUGGGGCUGAGCCGCGCUGACUCCCCCAGCCGUUCCUCCGCUGCCGCUGCCGGCUUCUGCCUCUGCCCGCUGAAAAGCUGAGGGGCGUCUUCUCCUUUGGGUAGCGAGGUCCCGUUCGCGGAGCCACGGCUGACGGCUGCGAGGCACAGAAGCCAGAGUAUUCCUUUAGAAAUGAGUUGCACAAUUGAGAAGGCACUUGCUGAUGCCAAAGCUCUUGUGGAAAGAUUGAAAGACCAUGAUGAGGCAGCAGAGUCUCUGAUCGAGCAAACCACAGCUCUCAACAAGCGGGUAGAAGCCAUGAAGCAGUAUCAGGAAGAAAUUCAAGAACUUAAUGAAGUUGCAAGACAUCGACCACGAUCCACAUUAGUUAUGGGAAUCCAGCAAGAAAACAGACAAAUCAGAGAAUUACAACAAGAGAACAAAGAAUUACGUACAUCUCUAGAAGAACACCAGUCUGCCUUGGAAAUUAUAAUGAGCAAGUAUCGGGAGCAAAUGUUUAGAUUGCUAAUGGCUAGCAAAAAAGAUGAUCCGGGUAUAAUAUUGAAGUUGAAAGAGCAGCACUCCAAGAUUGACAUGGUACAUCGUAACAGCUCCGAAGGAUUCUUCCUUGAUGCAUCUCGACGCAUCCUUGAAGCACCUCAACAUGGACUGCAGAGGAGGCACUUGGAAGCAAAUCAGAAUGAACUACAAGCACACGUUGAUCAAAUAACGGAAAUGGCAGCAGUGAUGAGGAAGGCCAUUGAAAUUGAUGAGCAACAGGGCUGUAAGGAACAGGAACGCAUAUUUCAGCUGGAGCAAGAAAACAGAGGCUUGAGAGAGAUACUUCAAAUAACUCGAGAAUCAUUUUUGAACCUGAGGAAAGAUGAUGUGUCAGAAAGUACUUCUUUGUCAGCAUUAGUGACCAGCGGUGAUCUGAGUCUGAGGAAGAGCUGAAGAGCUUCCUGCGGACUCCAGACUUCACUGGGACUGGCCGACGAAGUGAAUGAAGGGGCAGAAAACUGUCUCAUGCUACACUUUUUCUGUUUUUAUUAUUAUUUUUUUUAAUAUGUACAGUGUACUGCAAUGGCAUUUUUGAGAGCAACAAAAAACUGCAUAGUUAAUUGUCAUAGACUUUGUUCCUAAACAUACUGAAAAAUUAAAACUAAGCCUUACUUUGUUAAUUGGCAGACAAUUGGAGGUUGGUUUUUGUCAUGGGUGGUUACUGAAAAUACCAAGCACAGUUAGCAAUGUUGUUGGCUUCCUAGAUAAAACAAGACUUCCCAGUAAACAUUUGAGAAUUCAUAAUAUUAUUCCUUUUAAAGAGUACAAGUUUAGCUACAGUUUUGUGGAUGGAGGGUGCUCACUAAAUUUUGCCCUUCUUGUGUUGUGUCAGGGUUAACAAAUAACUUAUGUACAUGAGGCUUCAAGCUUUAAUGAUUAUCUGUACUUUCCCUUUAAAUUUUUGUCAAAAUUCAGUUUUAAGGACUGCAGAAAUAUUUUGUAUGUACCAUAAACAAGAGGUAAUCUGAACUAACUUGCCAUAAUUCUCAGUUAACAAUUGUCCAUAACUUGUUUAAAUAUAUGAAAUGUGAUUUCAGGAAUGAAAGAGAAGGAAUACUGCUUUCUAAGAAAGAUCUUAUAACAGACAUGUAGUAGGUUAAACUACUCUUUUGAAAGGAUACAUUUUGGUUUUAAUAAUGAAGAUGAGGAUUUUUUUCUCUUUUCUGGUUGAUCUGUAAUGACAGUAUGCAGCUUAGCUAACAAAGUUGAAAUGUUUGAAAUAGAAAAUUAGAUGUGGUAAUUUUGAAGUUGGUAAUUCCUCUGUCUCAUAGACCCCCUUUUUUUUAAAAAAAAAAAAAAAGUAGUUACUCUUAGGAGAUACAGGAAGGUAAAUUAAAAUCAAAAAUUUUUUUCUUAAUCUAUAAUUAAGCUCCAGCUGAACCUCGAGGGCAAAAAGUGUAUGAACUUAGAAGUAUUUCUAUGUUUUUGGUAAAAUAUCACGUUCUGUAUGUAAAUUUUUAAGGUCACCAGAAACUGAAAUAUGCUUUUAACACAAUUGAAAUUUGAAAUUUUUCUUACUUUCUGGUGAUUAUAGGAUAAAAGAGCAUCAAAUACAAUAAAAUUUAUUCACUUACAUUAAAUACAUAUAAAAAAAUUAGCACAAUAGAAUACUUUUGAGUAUAUAACUUGUUAAGUAACUUACUUCAUAUGAUAACUUUUAUGUAUAAUUUCAUAUAUGGGUAAAAUUCAAAACUACUUUUCACUUUAGAAUUUUUCUAAGGUAGUGGGGUUGAUGGGGCAGACUGGGUAGAAAGGGCUAAAGGCCCAAACAUUACAUUUCUUUUCUCAUUCAGAGGCCUUAAUUGAUAUUUUAUAAGUAAAUGAUAGUUCUUGCUUUACUGUUGUUUUUUUGAGGAAGUAUCCCUUAGUUUGAUGGCACAUUCAUCCAUAUAGUUUCUAUCCCAAGUCAGAAUUUAAAAAUAUAAGCCACACCAUUAAGUGUGAGGCAAAUCAUUUAGGGCAGCUUAUUAUAAAACAUUACUUGAUAAAUAAUUAUUUUUAUAAUCAAUUGAGUUAAUUUAUUGUUGGUCUUGUUUGGAUGUGAUUUUAAGGUCUUGGUGUUUAAAGACACUGUUGUGUAAGUUUUCCAGAACCUUAAAGUUAACCUUAGGUUUAACAGAACCUUAAAUUUGUUUCAGAUAAUAUGAACUGUAAAGGAGCCUAUUUUAUCAAUAAAGAUGAGUGGUUAAAAUUGG
This is a messenger RNA of Condylura cristata (star-nosed mole), 2818 nucleotides long. RefSeq names its product FGFR1 oncogene partner 2 (gene FGFR1OP2). Bases 255 to 1016 code for a protein of 253 amino acids. Gene Ontology annotation, biological process: response to wounding. The transcript has 7 exons. The record is from RefSeq and is a predicted model, not a curated record. Lineage: Eukaryota; Metazoa; Chordata; Mammalia; Eulipotyphla; Talpidae.